This is a messenger RNA of Felis catus (domestic cat), 2437 nucleotides long. Its product is annotated as vegetative cell wall protein gp1-like. Lineage: Eukaryota; Metazoa; Chordata; Mammalia; Carnivora; Felidae. The transcript has 2 exons. The record is from RefSeq and is a predicted model, not a curated record. The coding region runs from base 1112 to 2050 and encodes 312 amino acids.
CGAGGCUGGAACUCACGAACCGUGAGAUCAUGACCUGAGCUGAAGCUGGACGCUCAACCGACUGAGCCACUCAGGCGCCCCUUAGCAGGUAGCUUUCUUAAAAGAAAUUGUGCAUCAGGAUUAUCUGCUCCAUUGAUCUUACCAUGAUGUGUUCACUCCUAAAGUUUAAUUUUUCAAAUUCAGCAAAAGCCAGCCGGGCACAGUAGCCCUCACCUCCUUUACCAGGUGAAGGAGUUGUGGGGUUAUUUCGGUCUCUUAAGGUAGGUUCCCACAGGGAUGAUGGGAUGUACCUGGGUUCAAUCAGGGCCACCCUUAGUCCCCAACAGUUGUCCUCUGGGGAGGUGACUCGGGUCUCUUCUCUCAGAAGAAGGGGCGGGGCCUGGCCAUCACAGUGCCUUUCCAAGCAACAAGGCUGGGGAAAAUGGAGCAUUCUCUCUCUGUGAGCCGGUUUGAGGCCCCAGACCCAGCAGCUCACACCCGGGAGGCUCUCACAGGCACCAGCGUCAUGGCCCCCGGGAGGGCUUGCUGGAACACAGCCUCCAACUCGGACCAUAGCUGGGGAGUUGGCAUUUCUGACAGGUUCCCAGGAGGUGCUGCGCCUGCCGGUCUGGACCCACACUAGAGAAGCACUGCUGUAGACCGUCUACAGCCCCCCACCACACACCUCCUUGCCUUCUGAUAUUAGACAUGUCUUCAUAAGAAUUCUAAUGACCGCUAGCUUGUAUCAGCUGUUGGCCCUGUGAGGCACUGUGCUGGGGUCUUCCCACGUGUUCACGCAUUUAAUCCCCCCGCACCCCAUGCAGCAGGAGCUGUUCCAUUGUGCGGUGGGGAAGAUCACCCCCUGGGGAGUUGAGGCCCCACAUUGGGGAGCGUGUGACUUAUCCUUAGUCCAGUCGCUCUUCCUCUUAAUCGGCCCAGUUGGGUUUUCCUGACCCUGGCCCAUACCGCAGUCUCAGAAAAUGUGGAGAAGCCAGGGGGUGGCCCUGUUCCCCCAGGGUCGAGAUCGGAGAUCAGAGGGGGACCGGUGUGUGACGUGACAUUGUGGACAAGUGGGGCACAGUCGGCUUGUGACCCCUAAGAUGGGACCCCUCCAGCGUUUGCCAGAUGACCCAUGAAGACUGUCCACUGGCUCCCAAGUACUGUGAGCAGCGCUUUCUCACCUGUGCGGUUGCACGGUGGCAGCCUCACCACAGGGACAACUCGGCAACCACCCGACGGUGACCCGCUGCCCAACACACUGGCGUGCGGGAAUGUCUGGAAGUCGGGCCCCGUGGCCCACAGACGCCAGGCAGGGGACACUGUGGUCCAUGCCUCUGCCAGCCAGCCACCCCGCCAAAAGCCAGGGCCACAUGAGGUGGGACAGACUCCCUCCUCACUGCUUUAUAGGGGCUCGAUCAGCCACCACGGAGCAGGUCCCCAGGGGAGGGGCUGCUGGGGACAAGGAGAGGUGUGUGCGAACCUUGCUGCUUCCCUCCUCCCUGCCAUCUUCGCUCCCACCCAGGCUCUUGCUGCACAGCUUCCCGACUGUACUCCCUUCCCAGGCCCCCAAAACUGCCUCAACACACUGAGAACAUCUGCCCCGUUUCCCCCAAAUGCAGCUUCUCUCCUAGGACCCACCUUUCCUCCUCCAAAAUCCCUCUUCUCACCCCUUCCAGCACCUUCCCUCCCUAGGGACUCCUCUUCCCCUUCUCUUCCCUCUCAGCACCCCUCCCCCGUUCUUAUAGCAGGGAUCCGUGUCCUGCCCUCCCCUUGGCCAGCUCUGUACCCAUCCCCCUCAGAGCUCCUCCCUGGCCAUGGCCUUUCCCCAUUGCUCUGUCCCGCAGGCCCUGUCUGGCCCAUGGGCCCGGAACACCUUAAGGACAGGGAACUUUUGAAGUCUAACUUGGACCCCCUUCGGACCUCAGAUCUAAGAUUGGCCUGGGCCUCCCCUUGCACCACACUUGUUAUCUGCUUCCCUCUUCCAGCCCUGCCCUUCCCAGGCCCUGACCCUUUCAACACUUCCCCCCAACACCUACCCCCUUCCUGCACACAGGGGCUGAGUGAAUACUAGCACAUACUGUGGGUACCAUUUCGUAAAGUAGGAACUGAAACUACCCCCAUUUUGCAGAUGAGGAAACCGAGGCUCAGACCUCAAAGCCCAGUUGGUGGCGGUGCAGGAAGUUAGAGCAUGGGGCCUGUGCUCUUAAUUACGGGGCUCUGCUGGUGCAGUGGACCAUCUGAGGAAGGCGGCUGGAGGAACAGGCAGGCGGCAGAGCCUCUGGAAGCAGAAGAAGGUGAAGACCAGCCUAGACCUUGGCAGAGUUGGAAAACAUCACCAUGCAUGCAAUCUAUGCAACUUCCUCAAGAAAACAUGCUGAUUUCUUAGUUCUUACAGCCACAUCCCCUGAACAACAAGUGGUUUCCUGCCUCCAUCCCAUCAAGGUCACUGCAGUUACCU